UCAAAAAUUAAGUCCAUUUGAUUUCAAUUUUUAUUUCCUUAUUUUCUUUUUAAUUCCAAAUGUGUGUUUUGAUAGAGGAAAAUGUAAAUUUUAAACAUAUUUACAAUUACAAUACAAAGUUCUUUCAAUAUAUGACAUUGCUCUAUAUAUGGUUAUAAUAGACAUAUAUUAAAAAACAUGUGUCCCGCCGGGCGGCAGGCCUUGCUGUGCUUUUUCUUUUCAGCUUUCGUAUUUACUGUAUCUUUUUUCUCCGGAAGUGUGCUAGGAUACGCAACGGAGCUUUGGGCCCUUACGUACUGGGGUCCUGCACUGUAUUUCUGUUUGUUCAACUUCAUAUUGAGAUAUUGUUAUAAAGGAUUUUCAUAUGAGGUAUUAGUGAGAUCAGCAUUCCUGGGUUGUGCAUUUGCGACUGGUCUGUAUCUCGCCACAUUUGAAGAUGGCUGGCGAGUGUUUGGUCUCUACAGCAUGGUAUUGUCCACCUUUCAUUUUACGGAGUUUGUGGGAGUGGCCCUCACUAAUCCUCAAACCCUAUCAAUAGACUCUUUCAUACUGAACCACAGCAUACAGUAUGGGGUCGCCGCUGUCUCCAGUUGGAUAGAGUGGGCUGUAGAGUUUUACUUUUAUCCAGAUAUGAAGACUUACUUCUGGCUGUCCAGCAUUGGUGUGAUCAUGUGCAUAGGUGGUGAACUUCUCAGGAAGGGUGCAAUGUUCACUGCAAAGACCAAUUUUAACCACACUGUGCAGUUUGUAAAACGUCCGGACCACCAGCUGAUCACUCACGGCGUGUACGCCCUCUGCCGGCACCCGAGCUAUGUAGGAUGGUUCUACUGGUCCAUUGGCACACAGAUCAUCCUACUGAACCCCAUAUGCGUCAUCAUCUACACACUAGCGUCCUGGACAUUCUUCCGCGAGCGUGUCUACGCUGAGGAGCUGACAUUACUCUCUUUCUUCGGAACACAAUAUGUGGACUACCAGAAGAAGGUGGGCACUGGUCUGCCGAUGAUAUCAGGGUAUGUGCCGGAGAAUACCAGCCAGCGAGUGAGAGACGAUCAUUGGAGUUACUGAAGACUGGAAGAUGUUCUGUACGUUUGUUACUUAACUCCUAAACGGCUGGUCCGAUUGGGAGGAAAUUUUGUGUAUAUUUUAAUGGACUCUUGGAUGGCUUGAAA
Messenger RNA from Achroia grisella, 1169 nucleotides. It is a transcript of the gene ste14, whose product is annotated as protein-S-isoprenylcysteine O-methyltransferase. Bases 178 to 1065 code for a protein of 295 amino acids. Gene Ontology annotation, biological process: C-terminal protein methylation. The record is from RefSeq and is a predicted model, not a curated record. Gene Ontology annotation, cellular component: endoplasmic reticulum; membrane. The transcript has 5 exons. Gene Ontology annotation, molecular function: protein C-terminal S-isoprenylcysteine carboxyl O-methyltransferase activity. Lineage: Eukaryota; Metazoa; Arthropoda; Insecta; Lepidoptera; Pyralidae.